This is a messenger RNA of Salvelinus sp. IW2-2015, 994 nucleotides long. Lineage: Eukaryota; Metazoa; Chordata; Actinopteri; Salmoniformes; Salmonidae. The record is from RefSeq and is a predicted model, not a curated record.
GUGGUUAUCAGCAUUUGUUGAGUGUUCCAUUAGUAUAUUGUAUGUCUUUCUGUGUAUCUUCGUUAGUACCCACACUCCUUUUCCCUCUCAGGGAGGAUGGCCAACGUCCAGGUGCCUGUUGUGGCCAUCGGUGCAUUUGGGACAGUCCUGUCCAGAUGACCUGUCCUUACUGUCACCAGACCGUGGUCACUCAGGUUGACUUCUCCUCUGGUGUCCUCACCUACCUCUUCUGUGGAGGAAUCUUCUUCUGUGGGUUUGUUCUGGGUUGCUGCCUCAUCCCUUUCUGUUUAGACCGGCUCAAAGACGCCAAGCACACGUGUCCCUCCUGCAAGAACAUCCUGGGGGUUUAUAAGCGCUUAUAAGCACAUAAUAACCUGCAGGAGUCUCCCGUGUCUUUCGGGAAGCUCGCUACAACAUUGUGUCUUGUCUUCUGAGACACGUUGUUCUUCCACAACAGUCUGCUGUUUCUCUCAGCUUCCACCCAGUAGAACUGCACAGCAGUUUGAAAGACAAAUGAGUUUAACUUGUCAUUUACAGUGUCCCAUCCCRCCCUGUCCCUUGCUAUGCAGUUAACUGUUGCCUUGGCAAUGGAAAAAAUGUAUGACUUAAUUAGUUUGACUCAAUAGAACAAUUUAACUGUCACAGAAUGUUGUCAUUGACAGUGUUCCAUCCUGUCCCUUGUUAUGAAGUUCACCGCUGCCUUGGCAACGGUAAAAUAUUUGUGCCAUAGAAAACAUAGAAUGUGAAUAUUCAUGAUUUUGAUGGUUGUGGAAUGAUCUGUAAGUUAUAUUAGUAUAAUUGUGUCAAUGCAGCACUGUGAGUCUUUCUGAUUGAGUACUGUACUGGUUUGUUAGGAAAAAACUGAGCCCUGAAAAAUACAAUCAUUUCACAACCGCUAAAAUAUUUUGUUAAUUUGUUGAAAAAACUCAUUUUUAUUAUCAGCUGUUAGUUCAUAGGCUGUUUAUUUCUUUAUAAAUAAAAUGUUAAAAAAUUG